Molecule: messenger RNA, 2203 nt
Organism: Vombatus ursinus (common wombat)
Lineage: Eukaryota; Metazoa; Chordata; Mammalia; Diprotodontia; Vombatidae
Product: presenilin-2-like
Exons: 11
Coding region: 111-1481 (456 amino acids)
Biological process (GO): negative regulation of apoptotic process; calcium ion transport; amyloid-beta metabolic process
Cellular component (GO): mitochondrial inner membrane; dendritic shaft; perinuclear region of cytoplasm
Molecular function (GO): aspartic endopeptidase activity, intramembrane cleaving
Source: RefSeq, a predicted model, not a curated record
CCGGGGGUGGUGCCUCGGCCCUGGGCUGGGGCUGGCUCCGUUACCCUGAGAGUUAGGUAAACAUCGCCGGGGCGCUUCUCUGGGAGCAGACUCUUCCGAAGGAGUGAACCAUGAUCACAUUCAUGAAUUCAGACAGUGAAGAGGAAGUCUGCAAUGAGAGGACGUCCCUGAUGUCAACAGAGAGCCCCCCAGCUCGGUCCUAUCAUGAAGGGAUCUGCACAGAAGAAAGGGACAAGGAGGUCCAAGAGAAACGCCGAGGCAGCCUGGGUAACCAUGGCGGUGCUGACCAGUGUACCCCCGACAGCAGGGGCUCAUCGAGAAGCAGCAGCCUGGAGGAGGACGAAGAGGAGGAGGAGCUGACGCUCAAGUACGGGGCGAAGCAUGUGAUCAUGCUCUUUGUGCCGGUCACCCUCUGCAUGGUGGUCGUCGUGGCAACCAUCAAGUCUGUCCGCUUCUACACGGAGAAGAAUGGACAGCUAAUCUAUACACCCUUUACAGAAGAUACCCCCUCUAUCGGUCAGCGCUUGCUCAACUCGGUGCUAAACACCCUCAUCAUGAUCAGUGUCAUUGUUGUGAUGACAAUAUUCCUGGUUGUGCUGUACAAGUAUCGCUGCUACAAGUUUAUUCACGGCUGGUUGAUCCUGUCUUCUCUGAUGCUGCUCUUCCUCUUCACCUACAUUUAUCUUGGGGAAGUGCUUAAGACUUACAAUGUGGCUAUGGACUACCCAACCCUUUUCUUGGUCAUCUGGAACUUUGGGGCAGUGGGAAUGAUCUGUAUCCACUGGAAGGGCCCCUUGGUGCUGCAGCAGGCCUACCUCAUCAUGAUCAGUGCUCUCAUGGCCUUGGUCUUCAUCAAGUACCUCCCAGAAUGGUCAGCCUGGGUCAUCCUGGGAGCCAUCUCUGUGUAUGAUCUCGUGGCUGUGCUCUGUCCUAAAGGGCCCUUGAGGAUGCUUGUAGAAACUGCUCAGGAAAGAAAUGAACCUAUAUUUCCUGCCCUCAUAUAUUCAUCUGCCAUGGUGUGGACUGUAGGCAUGGCAAAGGUGGAUACUCCAACCAAGGGAGCCGUCCCCAAGGACCAAGAGCAAGAUGAAGACUCAAGCGACGCUUCUGGGGACCACUCUUACUCUGAAACAUAUGACUCUCCGAGAUGUACCCCACUCCAUGUGCCUUCCUGUGCAAUGGAGGAGCUGGAGGAAGAGGAGGAAAGGGGAGUGAAGCUUGGCCUGGGAGAUUUCAUUUUCUACAGUGUUCUUGUGGGCAAGGCUGCAGCCACGGCAAGUGGAGACUGGAACACCACACUGGCCUGCUUCGUUGCCAUUCUCAUUGGUCUGUGCUUGACACUUCUGCUGCUGGCGGUGUUCAAGAAGGCCUUGCCUGCCCUGCCCAUCUCCAUCACCUUUGGUCUCAUCUUCUACUUCUCCACCGACAACCUCGUGAGGCCUUUCAUGGAUACUCUGGCAUCCCACCAGUUGUACAUUUAGAGCAAAGUUUAGCUGCUAUUAUCUGGAAAUUAGGAAAUUCCAAUUCUGCGGAGUCAUAUAGUUUUACACGUUAGUGCCAUAUAUUUUUAAAAACUUUUUUUUUAAAGAAGACAACACACAAAAAAGUAUUAUGUAGUUACUUUGUGAGAUUGAGCAUCAAUGCAAUGGAGUAGAACAAGGCCCAGGAUCUGGGUUCAAGUCCAGGUUCUGCCACUAACUAGCCAUGCGACCUUGAGCUUCAGUUUUCUCAUCUGUAAACUGAGGAAGUUGGACUGAGCGAUCUCUAAGGUCCCUUCUGGCUCUCCCAUGAUUUAGGUAUCUAUACUUCUAAGUUCAGCCAUUUACCCUUUAAGGACCUGCACUCCCCCUGAUGGAAACCCAGGAGUUCACCCAGGUGACCUAAAAAAGGAGGUCACACAACGUGGCUCUGGGCAGAAGGGGAUGGUCUGGAAUUUCACGGAAGGGUGAUCUGAAGAAGAUUGUGACAUAUUGGAAGCCCAUAGAGUGCUCUCAGGAAAGUAGAUCAAGGGACUGGGCCUGCUCACUAAGAUCAGCAAAGGCACCUUGUUCAGGAAGGAAUGUUCACAAUGUUUUAUCAAUGAUGUUAUUUUUAUUACCUAUUGGAAAGGAAGUCCAAUUCUUGUUACAUUUCAGAUGACUACCUGCUGGGAAGUGGCUCAUUGGCCAUCAGGACUUAGUACUAAUAAACUUCCUUCGAUUGA